UUCUCUGCCCAGACAUACUUUGAUACGCAACCAGAACCACAUGGACAUAGUCAGAAGAUAUCGUCUGUGGCUUCUUUCAUAGAUAGACAGAUAAAGCUCAAACGUAGAGUCGCACUCGUUACCUCGGGUGGUACAACCGUACCAUUAGAGAAGAAUACGGUGAGAUUUUUAGAUAAUUUUAGCGCUGGUACUCGUGGAGCCACAUCCGCUGAGUACUUACUCAAUGAUGAUCGCUAUUCCGUCAUAUUCAUGCAUCGUCAACACUCUUUACAACCAUAUACGAAGCAUUUUAGUCAUACGACUAACCCUUUCCUUGAUUUACUCAACCUUCCUAACAAACCCGAAGAUGAUAUAACCGUUAACAAGUCAAAGACACCGGAGAUGUUCAAAAUUUUAAAAAGACACAAUGAAGUCUAUGAGCAAGAUAGGUUGUUCAGUUUACCAUUUGUCACUGUACAAGAAUACCUAUUCUUACUCCGUGAUGUGAGCAAAUUAAUGAAAAAGUUGGGCAAAAAUGCUUUAUACUAUCUAGCAGCUGCAGUUAGUGAUUUCUUUAUACCUACGCAAAAAAUAUUUGAGCAUAAAAUACAAUCCCAAAAGGGUAGCUUACAAAUUGAGAUGGAUCAAACACCAAAAAUCUUAGGAUCAUUAGUUAAAGAUUGGACGCCAGAGGGGUACAUUGUUAGCUUCAAAUUAGAAACUGAUCAAUCAUUGCUUAUUCCGAAAGCUAUAGCUGCGCUUGAGAAAUAUGAACAUCAUCUCGUUAUUGCGAACGAUUUAAAGGAUAGAAAAUACAAAGUAACACUCGUUGAACGUAAA
Molecule: messenger RNA, 819 nt
Organism: Wallemia mellicola CBS 633.66
Lineage: Eukaryota; Fungi; Basidiomycota; Wallemiomycetes; Wallemiales; Wallemiaceae
Product: DNA/pantothenate metabolism flavo protein
Exons: 2
Biological process (GO): coenzyme A biosynthetic process
Cellular component (GO): nucleus; cytoplasm
Molecular function (GO): phosphopantothenate--cysteine ligase activity
Source: RefSeq, a predicted model, not a curated record